AUGCCAGGAAUCCUCCCUGAGCCAGAGGGACCUUCUACCAAGGUCCACGUUACUUCCGGAAGUCUCCCACCAUACAUCUCACCUUCAGAAGCCCCGACGAAAAAGGCUCCAUGGCGGACUGUUCGAAAUGUGGGAUUCGUCCAAACCGUGACGGCCACCUUACCAGAGGAGCUAUAUGAUAUCAUAUGGCGUGAGAUCGAGGCAUCUCUCGCAAUACACAAGUAUUCGAAAGUCAUCAUGAAACUCGAGGACGUGCUUCAGGGAGACUUUUUCAAUGGUUACAUCAAGAGAGGGAAUAUUCUCAUGCUCUCAGAGGGAGAGCCUGGCGUGGACGAAGUCUUCUCCCUUAGACAAGGAGUCCUACGCUUGGAACUGGCCCAGGAAGUCUACAAGCGUGCCGGUCUCCAGGGAGUCCCGAUACGAUCCGGAGGUCGCAAACAUGUGAAGUCAAGAUACGUGGUUGAAAACAACCUCCGGCUUCCGUCCAUGCUUCGGGGGAAAAAGGGCUUCGACAGACUCCUAUGGGCCGCGAAGAACGUCUUGAACCGAAGCCUCUGUUGGCUUUUCGUGGACCUGAGUCCGAACAAAGAGUCUGAAGAAGACCAACGACCGAUCAAUGCCCACCACCCAAACGUUCAGUCCUUAUCGCCUCUGAUACAAACCGUGCGAAACGUCCAAUUCCCAUUGACGCUCACCGCCCCGAUAUCCACAUUUCCAGGUCCCAGGCCGCCCGAAGAAAUACAGGAAUCGAUCCACGACCUCUUCGAAUUCAUCGAUAUGCUUGCGCUAGCAUCUCCACGUGUUCAGACGACAGAUAGCGUCGACUCGUUUAUCAGUGGCUACCGAGUCCCGGAUCCGCCGGAGUCGGAUAAGGGGUCCGCCCCGGUCUCAGGAACCCGCUCUGCGUCCGUCAAGGUUGUAACAUGGGCGGGCCUGUUGCCGGCACAGUGGACACUGGACAUCCUCUGUGCAAUCAUAAAACACUCACGCGCCAAAGACCUCUCCCGUCUCGAUCGGUCGGCCCAAUGGCUGGGCCUUACCGUUACCGCUCAUAAAGCUGAACCGGUUGGUCAAACGGACGGAUAUACAGUGCUCUUACGACCUGUAGCGGAGUCGAAACUUCUACCAGAUGCCAAGGGCGGCGAUGAUCCAGAAUCUCCCUUAGCCGACACCAAAGAUGGUGACGAUAUGGUCAUGAAAGACAGCACCGGUGAUCAUGAUACAGCCGAGGCCGAGUUCGAAGGGCAGCUAGACGGUGCCGGUGCCAAGGGACGGGACGUACAGAUGGCUGAUGACAUGUCUUCUGACAAAAAGGCCAUCAAGACAUGCGCUGGAUUCUACAGAUAUUUAUGCGCCGAAUACGUCGACAGUCUGACUUGA
Messenger RNA from Exophiala spinifera, 1380 nucleotides. RefSeq lists its product as uncharacterized. Gene Ontology annotation, cellular component: ribonuclease MRP complex; multimeric ribonuclease P complex. The transcript is spliced from 6 exons. NCBI's taxonomy places the organism in Eukaryota, Fungi, Ascomycota, Eurotiomycetes, Chaetothyriales, Herpotrichiellaceae. Gene Ontology annotation, molecular function: ribonuclease P activity; ribonuclease MRP activity. The record is from RefSeq and is a predicted model, not a curated record. Bases 1 to 1380 code for a protein of 459 amino acids. Gene Ontology annotation, biological process: tRNA 3'-end processing; tRNA 5'-leader removal; endonucleolytic cleavage in ITS1 to separate SSU-rRNA from 5.8S rRNA and LSU-rRNA from tricistronic rRNA transcript (SSU-rRNA, 5.8S rRNA, LSU-rRNA).